AUGAAACUGAUGGCAAUCGCCGUAUAUCUCCCUGCUCUGACUGGGAUUCGAACCCGCGACCCUGGGUUUGUUCGACAGAACCACAUUUUCGAGUGGGUCCAGGAUCACCGGCUGCACCACCGCUACUCCGAAACUGACGCCGAUCCGCACAACGCUACCCGGGGCUUCUUCUUCGCACACAUUGGCUGGCUGUUUGUGGCCAAACACCCCGAAUCGGUGGCCAGGGAGAAAUCUACCGAUAUGUCCGACAUGCUGGCAGAUCCAGUUGUCGUCUUCCAGAAGAGACACUACUACGUCCUGGCUGCACUGCUCUGUUUCGUGAUUCCUACGAUGGUGCCCGUGCUUCUAUGGCACGAGCGACCGCUGACUGCUCUACUCGUCUGUGGUAUUCUGCGCUACGUCUGCACACUGCACUCUACAUGGCUGGUGAACAGUGCGGCGCAUCUUUGGGGACGCCGGCCGUAUGAUCGGUUCAUCAACCCGGCCGAGAACCCGAUGGUGGCUAUGGCUGCUCUGGGCGAGGGGUGGCACAACUACCACCACAGUUUCCCAUGGGAUUACCGUACCGCCGAGCUCGGGGGAGGGACCAGGAAUCUCACCACCAGCUUCAUUGACCUGAUGGCGUGGAUCGGCUGGGCUUAUGACAGAAAGACCGUCUCCCAGGAUAUGGUCACACUACGCGCCCAGCGAAAAGGAGACGGAAGCUACCGGCCCAAGGAGCAGUAGCGCCCUCUUUACCGGGGCAGCGCCAUCUAUAUCACGGCUCCGCAGCCGCCGGCGAUGCCAGAGCCAUCUGUGAGAAGCGUCACAAACUUGUAACUGAACGCGAUUCCGUGAACGCCGCUGGCGCCCUCUUCGUGGGCGCGUCUGUAACUAAAGGCGGUACGGUCAGUCGGAAGAUGGCUGCUAUGGGUAAUUGGUAUGCACUGCGAGGGAAAUGUAGGGGUGGGAAAAUAUCAGUGGACUUAGAGAUGACGGAAAAUGUCUGAUGUCGUCAUGCUUACUGGCUGUGUGCAGAGCCUCGCCAAAGGGCUCAUUGUGCAGCUAUACGCUAACAUAAAGUCGCACCAAUUUGGCAUGUCGACUGUGGCGCCGUCACGCGGCGAUGUAGCGCAACUUCACCGGGAUGGUCGAUAACGACACGAUGCUAUGAAAAUACACAGAUGCUUAGAGGGAA
Messenger RNA from Amphibalanus amphitrite, 1177 nucleotides. Its product is annotated as acyl-CoA Delta-9 desaturase-like. Gene Ontology annotation, molecular function: stearoyl-CoA 9-desaturase activity; iron ion binding. The transcript is spliced from 5 exons. The record is from RefSeq and is a predicted model, not a curated record. Gene Ontology annotation, cellular component: endoplasmic reticulum membrane. Bases 1 to 726 code for a protein of 241 amino acids. Gene Ontology annotation, biological process: unsaturated fatty acid biosynthetic process. Lineage: Eukaryota; Metazoa; Arthropoda; Thecostraca; Balanomorpha; Balanidae.